Nematocida ausubeli is the source of this 1269-nucleotide messenger RNA. RefSeq lists its product as uncharacterized. NCBI's taxonomy places the organism in Eukaryota, Fungi, Microsporidia. The record is from RefSeq and is a predicted model, not a curated record. The transcript has a single exon. The coding region runs from base 1 to 1269 and encodes 422 amino acids.
AUGGCUGCCACUUUUAUAAAGUCUGUAGAAAUUGUAAAAAUUAUGGAAGAAAAAAGAAUCCGUGUAGAGCUGGAUUCAGAGGUAUGCGAGUUGGAUGUGGCAGACUGUAGCACACUUGAAGACAUAAAGGGGAAGAUAAAACUGAUGUACAAUAUAGAAGAUGUAGAAUUGUUUCAUAAAGAAAAUCUUCUUAAAGAUGCAGAGGAGUACACAAAGCUGUUGGAGAAAAUAGGACAGGUUGACAUAAAGGCAAUACUUAGAAGACGUGCGGCUGCAGAUUCAGAAGGCUGUGAAGCUUCAGAGCCUCCAAGCGCACUUCAUUCUGAGAGCCCGCAGCAGUUGCAGGAUUUAUGUGAGAAUCUAGAAAGUGUCUACACAAUAAUAGAAGAUAGAAGCACUGUUAAUAUAAUAAAUGAAAAAAAGGAGGCAGAGGAGGCUAAACUCAAUGAAAAUUUUAGUGAGCAGGAGAAGACUGCCAAAGAAAUAUGCGAGGGUGCAGAGCUAGACAGCAAAAGCGAUGAAGACGAGGUAGUGGAUGUCUAUGAAAGUGACACGGGCACUAAGCAUCACGAGUCAACUGAGACAGAAGGCGAUAUAAAGCAGAUGUCAAGCGAUGCACAAACAGAAUGUUCAGGCGCAUCAGUUGAAACAAAAGUUCUAGAAGUGAACCAUAUAGAUGAAGAUGCUGGACCAAUGAAAACAGAGGAAACCAAGCCACUGUGCAUAAGUGAUGGCGAUAGCGUAGAGUCUUUGUUAAGUAGCAAAGCAGAAGAAAAUAAUAGCAUGAAUGCAGAAAAUACUAAUGUUAACAAUCUGGCAGAUUCAGCAACAUUCUCUGCUAUAGGACAUAUGGAAAAGCCACACAUAAAUGAAAUGGUUUCUGUCAAAAUAAUAGGGACAAGCAAAGAAGUCUUUGUGAAGAAAAGUUCUCUAAUGACGAUUAACGGGAAGGUGUACUUUAUAAAGAAAAAGAAAAAGACCCCAACAAACACAUUGUAUUCUCUGCUUGCAAAGAUAGUGCCAAAAAUAUCUUCUAUUGCCACCUACCUAGUUCUUGGUAUGUUUCUCACAUUUUAUAUGAACAAGGUGUUCAUUAUACUUCUUCUUGCAAUUUUGGCUCUCAUUAUGCUAGAUAAGAUCCGGAUGAGGGUCGAGUUUCGUCGAAAUGAUAGAUUUAAGAAUAUUCUAAAGCAGAUUCUAUGCUUUGUAGGGUCAUUAUUUCUGAAUCCUGGCCAUAAUCUAAGCAUAUAUGAAAGAAGCACAGAAUAA